Molecule: messenger RNA, 5829 nt
Organism: Cryptosporidium ubiquitum
Lineage: Eukaryota; Apicomplexa; Conoidasida; Eucoccidiorida; Cryptosporidiidae
Exons: 1
Coding region: 1-5829 (1942 amino acids)
Source: RefSeq, a predicted model, not a curated record
AUGUCAACUUUCAACAUUCCGAAGUUUAAAAUCGUAAUUUUGAGUGUAUUUUGUGAUGGAAUAGUUGAAACGCCAAAACAAGCACAUCAUUCAAGUUCUGGGUCAGCAAUAUCCAACAGUGGAUGGUUUCAACUAUAUGCAGCCUCUACGAAGCAAAACUUGGAAAGAGAUCUUGAUACUGGAGAUCAAUAUGAUUCAGGGGAGGAAAGGUUGGAAAGAAUCGUUGAUUGUAUUACAGCAUCAAUUAAGGGGUUGUUUCCAAAUAUACCAAAUGAAUUAAUCCUGAAGUAUGGGGAUUUAUCUGCACUAAUAAGCCAUCUAGAUGUAGAUGUUAUCUAUAUCAGUGAUACUACAUUUUCCACAAAAGGUGAGUUUGAAGAGAUUAACUCAAAUUCUUUUCUAAAUCAAAAAGAAGCUUUCGAGAAUCCCUUGGUAAAUGUUGUUUUAUGCAACUUUGACAGAGCUCCACCGAUAUCGUCUUCUCCUAAUUCAUUCUCUCAUAUCUUUAAGCUUUGCGAACUAUCAAAUAAUUACCAUGAAAUUGAAUUUCUACUUGUUGGCUUUUCUGCGAGUAAGUACCCAGAAACUGAAAGAUUUUCUAAAAAAAAUUUCGAGAAAUUUAGAACCGAAGUGCAAAGACUAUUUGGAAAUAAUGCCAAAGAUAAAUGUAUCUGGGUUUCAGAAUCAAAUCAACUGGAUACCCCAGAUUACAUUUUGCAUGUGGGCGCGCGCCGAAUACACACAAGACUAUUGGAAGAGGCGGCAAAUGCGAUAAAUGCAAGAAUUAAAACAGUUAUCGACUACAUAUUAGAUUCGAGGAAUGAAGGUCCAAAGCUGUCUCAUUCCUUGAAGUUAACAGAAGGUUUGGCAACUCCAGAAAUCUUGGAAACUCCAGAACUUUUGACUUCAGGAAUGAAUUCUCCUGUUAGUAGUAGGGUUGGAGGAACACAAUGUAGAAAAUUACAAAUAUCGGAUAUGUGGUAUCAGUGGAUUUUGGAUAUAAUCAAUAAAUCAGACCUUUUAGGUUUGGUUUUUUUUAGAUUGGGAUUGGCAAAUGAAGCAUUGCUAAUAUAUGAACAGCUUCUGGAUGAUUUUAGAGAGCAGAAUAAUCCAUUUAUAAAAGAGCUUCAGAACCAAACAAUAGGAUUUGCUGGUAUUGUUGCCACAAAAGACCCUCUUCUUUUGGCGUCUGAUUGUUGCUUUGGAGACUGUAGAACUCAUUUGAUCGAAAACAACACACUGAUUCACAGAGAUAAGUUAAUAUUGCCAUUAAAUUUUAAUAAAUUGAUCUUAAGUAAGAGAUCCACAUAUUUCGAUAUUUUUCAAAUGGUGUUUUUGAGACAGAUAUUCAUUUUACUUUCAGUCAAGGAUUUCCAAAAAGUAUGUAACAGAGUUCACAUAUUUUCCAGAAAGUUUUCUAAAGAGAUUCUUUCCAAAAUUGAUCAUUUGAAAUAUAAAUUUGCUUGCCAUCUUUGGAUUUUUAGAUUUAUUAUGACUGUAGCUGCAAUUGGAUUUCCAGGAGUCCCCUCCAAUCCUAAAUAUAGUCCAGGUCCUCGUCAGAGUACUGCAAUUUCAUCACUGAAGAUUAUUAUUGUUUCGUCCAUUUUACCGAGAUUAAUACAUUUUUUGGGAGCUUCUGAAUCCAUUGAUGUUUGGAAACACAAGCCAUCCACACCAAAGCUCCCUCCAGAUUCAAAUGUCUCAUCUAUGGAAAUUCAGACUGCAUUAAUUAAGUGGGCCACUCAGUGUAUUUCUUCAAUUUUACUAAAUUGUAUUUGUGACUUUGAGGAGUUUAGUAGACUUGAAGAAGAAUUAGAAAUAAAUAGUCACAAAAGCAGCAAUUCUAUGUUCACAGUCUCCAACAAAUCCUCUCAUUUUUCAUUAUAUAGUAAAACUUCUCAUGAAGAAAAGAAUAAUAGCUCUUUGAACUAUGAUCCUAGCUCAAAACAAAACUCUGAUACAGGAGUGGACACAAAAAUCAGCUUUAAUCAUAAAAAUUCCAAAUUGGAGCAUGCAUCAUCCUUUAAUUCUCCUAGUUUCUCUCUAUUUCACCUAGCAUCUAAGCAUUUUUCUUUGGUUUGUGAAUUACUCUCCUCAGAAAUAUGGAAUAAAAGCUCUUCUAAAUUUGAUGAAAAUAAGCCUUCUGAGGAACUAAUAGAUAACCAAUUUUUGCAAGAUAUGACUUACAAUUUAAGUGGUGAUGCAGAACAACAUUAUAAUUUGAAGGAACUUUAUUGUUCCUUAAAUUCUCCCUCAAAAGUUUACAGAAUACUAUGCGAAGUUGUUGGUAUGGCAGCUAUGGAUUACAUUUCUUCUGGACAGCUUAAAACAGCAAUUUCACUACCAUGGGGAAUCAUUUUUGAGAAUAAAGAUUUCCUGAAGUGGAUGUUAGAAGAGUUAAAUAAUGAGACAUCAACUUUUGUUAAUUAUGAGACAUCCAAGAUAUCCGAUAUUUGCUUUUGUUAUAGGUUUGUUCGAAUUUGGCUUGAUUUCCCCACAAUUCUACUUCCUAUUCCUCUUCAAUGGACAAGUUUGAGUAAUAUUUCUCAGAAACUUCUCCUUAAACUAUUUGCCAAGAAGGUAAACCCAGUAUCUUUAAGCUAUAUAAAUAAUAAUGAUUCCUAUUUAUUACAAGCUGAAAUUGGUAUCAGACAAUUCCUAAGUAUUUUGAAUUCAAAUAAUCCAAAUUUUUCUCAAGAAGAUGGUUCAGGCAAGGAUUUUAAGGAAAACAUAUGUUUGGAAGAUCAGUUAAUACUUGAAACUUAUAUUAGCAAAUGUUUAGAGAACUCUAACAUUGACAAAGUAAAUUCUUUACAGUGGGAGUUUCCUUCCCAUCCUAAUUUGUGGGCUCAUUUAUAUAUUUCGGACUCUAGUUCAGAAAAAUUGAAAGAUGUUCCAAAGCUUAAAAUGAAGGCCUAUAUUAAUUUGGGUGGACAAACAACAGAAAAGAAUGAGACAUUGGACUCUUAUGAUUCCCAGACAAAAUCAUUUAAAGGGGUUACAUUAAAAAUUGUUGAGAGACAAAUUCUGAUGGCUCUUUUAGGAGGGGGGAAGCUAAUUAGAUUGCCUGCUAAGGCUUUACCUUGUUGUGGUUUAUUAGAUCCACUAAAACCAGUACAAGGGUAUUUUUAUGUUUUUCAUGAAAUUCUGAGACCAAGUGGAAGACUAUUUUUAAAGUCUCCAAAUGUGCUUUCCCCACUACUAAGCCCUCUUGGGUCUUCUGGACAACAAACUAAGGUCUCUGAUCCUGGAAAUGUUUGCUCAAAAAUUAGACAAGUAGAAGGAGAAAUGGGACAAAUGAUGGAAUCACAGAAAGUAGAGCAGCAAGAAGCAGGUGACACUUCGAACAGCCAAAGAAUGAAGAAUUCUGGUAGAUCUGGAUCAAAUAACAGUUAUAAUAGUUGGUUUCAAAAGAAAAGUUCUCGACAUGAGAGAUCUUCUUCAUUUUCCAACUCAGAGCUUGAACAUGUUAGAGAAGGAAGAGGCAAUAUUACAAAUUCACUGGUUUCAAAUAAAAAGAAGGAUGGUUCACCAAGACAGUGGAUGUGGGAAAUUGUUGCAGGGUUUAAAUGGGGAGGAAGUUCCUAUGGAAGUAAUUCCAAAAGUAAAGUCAAGGCUAGUUCAUUUAAUGGUAGCUUAUAUUCGGAAAAAAGAAAUGAGGUAUUGGAGGUAGAUGGUUUGGACAAUCAAGAAAAAGUAAUUAAUAACUCCAGUAUUCACGAAAGUUCAUUGAAAAAUGUUGGAGGACUUCAUAUCCCAUCUUCCACCUUGGAAAACACAGUAAAAGUUGAGGAAAAUUUGUCUCCUUCUAAGAUAAUUACCGUACCUACUCCUGGGCCAUCUAACUGGGUGAUAACGGAGGCAAGCAAAUCAAAUUCAAAGAAAUCAGUUCCACUGAGUCCAAAAUUGACUCUCAGUCCAAAGAAUGAAGAGCCUACUCAGUGUUUGGUUACACCUCCAAAUUUGUGGGUACACAAGUUGGCUGUUCCUGGAAUUCCAUCACGCUUUAUAUUAUUGGUUUAUCUUGGACUUUCUUCUCCUGUUUAUUUUGGCUCAGUUUGGUUGAGAUUUAAUGGUAUAAAAUGGGUACUUCUUGAAAACACCAUUAUGGAUUCUUCAAAGAAAAACAAAAUACUUUUGGAACCCGGGUUAAACAGUAUAGAACUAGAUAUUUUUUGUGAAGGAGAUGGGGAAUCUAGUUUUUUUAUAGAUUCUAUUGGAUUUUCUGAUAGAACAAGCUUCAGCAUUCCAAUUAACUUUUUGUGGGUGAUUCCCUUGGGUACUUUACCUUCUCCUCAUAUAUUACCAAGAGUUAUCUCAGAGUUUCAAAUAUAUGAAAGAGGUUUAGAAAUUUCUUUUGGGAAAAAGCCUUUAAAUUCAAGUAUAAUUUCAAAAACGAACAAGGAUGAAUUAGAAUGCAACCGAGAUAAUGCUUGGAAUCCACUAAAGAAGUGGACUACUUUGUAUUCUUUUGGGAUCAGAAAUUUGUCAGAAAUGUUCAGUAUGACAAUUCAGUUUGGAGAAAUUACACAAUAUUCUAACUCUUCCGAAUCUGUCUCAAACAAUUUGUUAAAAACAUACACAGGGGAGAAGAAAUCUUAUAGAAUUUCAGUGAAAAUAGAAGAAGAUUGGAUACAGAUAUAUAAUGUUGAUAUGGAAGUAACUCUGAGUUUUCAACAAUCUAAAACUAAAUCAAUAAAAAUUUUUUCUGAAGAAAUGGAAUUGGUACAGAUAGAUGGUUUAGAAUUGAAAAAAACAUUAAAACUAGAAAUAAAUCAAAAUUUAAUUAAGCUUCCGUCAUUUUCGAAUGAAUGUAUUAUUCAAAUACCAAUAAUGUUUGAUAUGUCACCUAUGAAAAAAUCAACUCAGGUAACUUUUGGUUUGGAUUUCAAUGCAAAAAUUAAAUACCAAGAGACAGAAGCUUGUACAAGACACAAUUUCGUGUUCCAAGUAGAGCCACAGAUGGAUUUGAUCAAUAUUCAACCAGUUCCAAACCUAGACUAUCACAGUUUGCCCUUUUAUUACUUUGAAUUGCUUUUUGAAACGGCAUGCAAAAGGGUUUUGGUGGAUAAGAUUAUUACUAUGUUUCCUAAUGAUUUAGAAAAUUUAAAUUUAUUUGGAAUUAUGGCCCCAGUAGAAUUAAAACCAAGAGAAAUUGAAAGCUAUAAAGAUUUGGGGGAAUUAUGUUCGACUAUUGAGUAUUCACUUUCUCAUCCAAUGACUAUUGAAUCUAAAUCAAAGCCUCUAAAGUUAAUAUGGAUAGUCCCAAAAUCGGAGCUUCAAAAGAGUUUUACUCCUCAAAUCUUAAUUUCCACUGUUAGCCUGCCACAAACAGAAAAAACGGAGUUAUCUGUUUCAGGGCCUUUCCAAAUUCCGAUGGAAACUUUAUACAAUUUUAUUUCACUGAGAAAGUCCAUACAAUCUACGAACGGAUUAUUGGAAACAAGCCUGGAUGGAUUAAGUCUAGAUCAUGUUGAACACCCUUCAUAUUCAAAAGUUGACUCAGAGUUUUCACUAGUUAUAUACCUAAAUUACACAUUUGGGAGAGAAGAAAUAUUUUCAUAUUGCUUAAACUACUUUGGAGAUGCAGAUGAAGACUUAGACAAUAAGGGAUGCUGGUGGUUUAUUGGAGCUAGAAAUGGUCAUGUGCAGGCUAAACCUGGCUCCAAAAUUAGGCUUGAAUUCAGAAUAGUUCCUUUAAUUAACGGGUUGUUGAAGCUCCCAAGUAUUAAUUUUGGUUGCUCAAACUCCCGUCCAUAUUCUUAUCCAUAUUUUACAUUGUCUGACAAUAGUAGAAAAUUUUACCUUGGGAAACAGGUAGUAAUUUAG